Messenger RNA from Sphaerulina musiva SO2202, 552 nucleotides. RefSeq lists its product as uncharacterized. The transcript is spliced from 3 exons. The record is from RefSeq and is a predicted model, not a curated record. Lineage: Eukaryota; Fungi; Ascomycota; Dothideomycetes; Mycosphaerellales; Mycosphaerellaceae. Bases 1 to 552 code for a protein of 183 amino acids. Gene Ontology annotation, cellular component: plasma membrane. Gene Ontology annotation, molecular function: acetate transmembrane transporter activity.
AUGGGCUUUCGGGGUGUGGGGACGACCAAUGCUUUUAUUGGAAACUUCUUUGCUGUUGCGGGGAUUGGCAUGGUGAUGUCGGCGAAUUGGGAGCUCGUCCUGGGUAACACUUAUGCGUACACCGUGCUCGGAGCUUUUGGUCUCUUCUACCUCGGCUUUGGGUUCAUCAUUACGCCAUACUUUGGGGUGGCCGAGUCGUAUGGUGGAGCUGAUACCCCCGAGUACAACAAUGCGCUGGGUUUCUGGGUCUUGAUGUGGGCAGUGUGGAACGUCUUUUUCCUGAUUGGCUCUCUACCCCUAAACCUGGUGUACAUUGGAAUCUUUGCGACCGUGCAAGGCGCCUUCACGCUUGUCGCAGCAGGUUACUUCCUUGCCGCUGAUGGUAGCCCUCAUGCGACAGCAGUGAACAAGGCUGGUGGCGCCUUCGCCUUCGCCUCGGGAAUGUUGGGGUACUACACCGUCGCGAACCUAAUGUGUCAGGAAGCAUUGGGAUUCUCGUUCCCGAUGGGGGACACAAGCAGAUUCUUCAGACGAAAGCAGAAGCAGCGCUAG